AUGGCGUCGCACUUGCGACCGAUGACUACAGCUAAAGCGACGGAUGCGAAAGCGAGCGCGACAACUAGUGGCGACGGGAGCGAGAAGGAGGUGUGGGUGAUGACGCAAGCAAAGGAGGUGGUGACAGCAGCACUGGAGGCGGGAUGGGGGACGGUGGUGGUAGAAGGAACGGAAGAAGAAGGGGAGAGCGGAGCGGGGAAGAAGGGGAAGCGCAAGGGUCGCGUGCGCGUGGUGACGCGGAGAGGCGCGGCGGUGUACGGCGCGGGCGGAGAGAGGGUGGCGGCGUGGGUGCGCGUGGCGAGCGCGGCGGAGCAGGAGGCCAUGUGCGCGCUGGCGGGGCGAGAGGACGUUGUGGUCAUGGACGCCGCGGACUGGAAGGUGCGCGCCGUGGGGGGAAAGGGGGGAGGGAUGGGGGCUGUGAUCCCAGCAGAGAACGCGGUGGCGGCCUUUGCACCCACGCGCACGUCCAUCAUGGGGGUCGCCUCCACCGCUCAAGACGCCCAAGUGCUGCUCGAGUCUCUAGAAGCAGGGCUGGACGGCGUUGUGCUGCGCACCUCAGACCCCUCACAAGCCUACCUAUCGCAGCGCUCGCGCACAGCAUCCCAGGUGGAGCUGGUACCAGCGACAGUGACAGCAGUGGCGGCAGCAGGCAUGGGGCACCGCGUGUGUGUCGACCUCUGCUCGCUGCUGCCCCCCGGUGCAGGCCUGCUGGUGGGAUCAUUCGCGCGGGGUCUCUUCCUCGUACAUGCAGAGUGCUUACAGUCUGACUACGUCGCCUCACGGCCCUUCCGAGUCAACGCGGGCCCUGUGCAUUCCUACGUGGCCGUGCCGGGCGGAUCAAUUCCACAACCUGGCCCUGUGCAUUCCUAUGUUGCCGUGCCGGGCGGCCGCACAGCAUACCUUUCUGAGCUAACGGCAGGCAGCACAGUGCUCGUGGUGGAGCGCACAGGACAAACUUGGCCGGCCACUGUGGGGCGGGUGAAGGUGGAGGCUCGUCCGCUCACUCUUGUGACAGCCAAGGUACCAGGCCAUGAAGACAGCUUCUCCAUAAUCCUUCAGAAUGCUGAAACCGUUCGCCUCGUCUCUCCACUAGACCCCUCCGCAUCCAAGGCGGCAGCAACAGGGUCAGUGUCAGUGAGUGAGUUGAGAGAGGGAGACCAGGUGCUGCUGGCAAUGCAGCAAAACGCAGCACGGCACACAGGCAUAGCCGUUCAGGAGUUUGUCCGGGAAGCAUAG
Closterium sp. Naga37s-1 is the source of this 1236-nucleotide messenger RNA. The record is from the annotation of a GenBank genome assembly. Lineage: Eukaryota; Viridiplantae; Streptophyta; Zygnematophyceae; Desmidiales; Closteriaceae.